Messenger RNA from Gossypium arboreum, 1580 nucleotides. RefSeq names its product G-type lectin S-receptor-like serine/threonine-protein kinase At1g11330. The coding region runs from base 67 to 1254 and encodes 395 amino acids. The record is from RefSeq and is a predicted model, not a curated record. Gene Ontology annotation, biological process: recognition of pollen. The transcript is spliced from 2 exons. Lineage: Eukaryota; Viridiplantae; Streptophyta; Magnoliopsida; Malvales; Malvaceae.
AAAAAAAAUUUAAGUUAAAUAUCAUUCAUACAUCAUAGCGUCUCUUCCAAGUUCUGGGAAGAGAUUAUGGGAAAAACUAUUAGCUGCUCUGUUUUACUAGCUUUAAUAUCUUGUUUUUACUUACUAUUUGCCACUGCUUUAGACACAAUAACACCAUCAAAAUCCAUCAAAGACCCUGAUGUUAUAAUCUCUCAGAAUGGUGUUUUCCGAUUGGGAUUCUUCAGCUUGGCUAACUCCAGCAAUCGUUAUGUAGGGAUUCUCUACAAUCAAAUCCCCGUACAAACUGUUGUGUGGGUAGCAAAUAGAAACAGGCUUCUCGAAGACUCUUCUGGGAUUCUCAACAUAUUAGAUGAUUGCAGCCUUGUUGUUUCCAAUGGAAAAGCUGAGGUUCUUUGGUCAUCACAUGUUAACAAUACAGCUCCUAAUGCAACAACUGCCCAGCUUUUAGACUCUGGAAACCUUGUCCUUAGUAAUGGUGAGGAUGGAGCAAGCAGCUUAUGUGAGAGUUUCGAAGAUCCUUCUAAUGCAUUCAUUGAAACUAUGAAGAUCAGUACUGAUGUUAAAAAGGGUCGUAAAGUAGAGCUGAAAUCAUGGAAAAGCAUUGAUGAACCAUCUGAUGGUAACUUUUCUCUUAGCCUUGAACCUUUCAACAGCCCAGAGGGCAUCAUUAGAAAGAAUAACGAGCUCUAUUAUCGGACCGGUCCAUGGAAUGGGAAUACCUUUAUUGGCUUAAUAGAUAAGUACACUGCUUAUCUUGAAGGGUUUGAUGUUGUUGCAGAUAAUCCACAACAACCGUACUAUAUGACUUACGAAAUUUCUAAUGACUCUAUGUUGAUAUACGGUGAAUUAGAUUCUCAAGGAAAAUUCACUGAAUGGAAAUGGGAUGCGGGGAAAGGGAACUGGAUAUUCAAGUACUCUAGUUAUCAAACAAAUUGUGAUGUUUAUGGAUACUGUGGGGCAUUUGGAAUAUGCGAUUCAUCGAGACGACCCAUUUGCAGUUGCUUAAAGGGGUUUAAGCCUAGGAAUAUAGAGGAAUGGAGUAGAGGUAAUUGGAGUAGUGGAUGUUUUAGGACUACCCCUUUGCAGUGCCAAAGAGAUAACAACAAUGGCAGUGGAGCAGGCCAAGGUGAUGAUGGGUUUUUGGAGAUGAAGAGGAUGAAAGUGCCAGCAUUUCCACAUCCGUCAUCAAUAAGUAACGGUCAGUGCAAAGACCAAUGCAUGAACAUGAAGUUCGUGCGUGGCUUAUGCGUAUGAUGAUGGCAUUGGUUGCAUGUUGUGGAGUGGAGAUUUGAUUGAUGUCCAGAAAUUCUCCGCUAGCGGCGUCGAUCUUUACAUUCGUCUGCCAUUUUCGGAACUGGAUAAAGUGAAAAGUAGUAAGAUCAUUGUUAUUACAACAGUAAUUGCGGGCAUACUCAUUAUUACAAUUUCUACGCUCUUCUUAUGGUGUAGGAUAGCUAAAUAUAAAGGUAGUACAUAUGAAAAAUAUUUAUAUGUAUAAAUAAUUUAUUAAGAAAUUACAAAUUAAACUAGAAAUAUAUAUGUAGAAAAUACUGAUAAAUCUGAAACGAUAUAUUGAAACA